CCAUUUACGUGAAGCAAUGAAAAUCUACGGUAAACUCCUGGCUGUCUGUGUCUUUCAAACUAACGUUUGGGGGACCAACGCCUUUGUCGCUCAGAAGCCGAAGGCGCUCGCUUUCAAGGGAACGGACUCGCAAUGGCAAACAUUUUCGUACGUUGAAAGCCUAGGGGGUGGGGCCUCCGACCCGUAUUCGUCCGGUUCCAAGCUUGCGAGCAGCGAAGGCGCGUCGGCUGAUAAAGACGUCAUGGAUAAAAGAGGCGUUGCAAGCGGCAGCCCAGCUAACGUAAUGGAAGCGCGUCUUGCUUCUCUCGAGAAACAAAAAAAAUCUGAUUCGCAGUCGAGCUCCCAAAGUGGACCCAUGUCAACCAAGAAGAUUUGGGAUAGUACCUCCUCCGUAACUGUUCAAGGAGGAUCCCUCAAGACAUGGUCUUUCCCUAACCCCUCUGUUGAGAGAGUGCAGGUUGUGAUGAACACAGAAGGUCGUCCGCUGGAUGCCGACAUCGAAUUGUGGCAGGGACCUGAUAACACUCCGUACAAAAUGCGCGUGUACGUUGAGGACGGUAGCUUGCGCCCAUUUCGCGCAGUGAUUGAAACUCCGCGCGGACCCAAUACGAUCGCGAUUCGCAACACGGGUCACCUUGAAUUCCCCUUAGCCGCUUACGUGAUGGCUGGCUCGGCGGACAAUGGAUUUGUUGCCAAGACAACUGAAGAGACCAUUCCCAGAGUAAUCCAGGGAGGAGCCCUUCGCACAUACCCUUUCGAUCCCACUGUCGAAAGCGUGCAAGUUGCUUUGCGAACGGAUGGACGCCCCCUUAACGUGAGAAUCGAGCUGUUGCAGGGGCCCAACAACAACAAGCAGGUGAUGGAACUCUACACUGAAGACGGAAUGGACCGUCCAUUCUUCUGUGUUAUUGAGACACCGGGAAGUGGAAACGUUGUGCGAGUUGUCAAUACAGCCACAAUGGAGUUCCCUAUGACCGCUUUGGUUGAGGCUUAUCAAGUCAGUAACGGAAACUCCGCCUCUAAUCCAGUGAUUGGAGGAGGAAGCGGUUACAUGGAUCGUGCGUGGUAAGAUGGAUCGAGGGAAGACCUUGGUGACUAAGGGACAAUUUUCCUUUUUUUUAGCGCUGUCCGCAGGAUAGGUCCUUCUGAAGAUUAUGGGAUGCAGGGCCUGCAGGCUGAAGAACUAAAAGUAACUUUUACAGUGAGUAACAAAUAUUCCUUGUCAAAGCGAUUUAUAUUAGUAUCCCUAGAGUGCCAUUCUAUUUGCUUGAGGUUUGCCUAUUGAACUAAUUGUAGACCUUGCGAAGUUGCAUGAUCUGAGGAACGAAUAUUUCAACUAUUGGAAGUACAUAAACAUAAAGCUGAAUACCAAUAGGAAAUUCAUAAGAUUUACGUCUAUGUGUUUCUUGACAUGUAUUUUUAUUUCCAUUACUGCAACAUCGUCGAUGGAUGUUCCAAAAUCGCUGAUAUGCAAGUUGUGUCAGUUUCUGGUUCGUUGAAGGGGACGAAUUGAGAACAGUUUGCACAAUCUUUUACAGACUUUUGGGCUAAAGUAUAUUAGUCUCGCAGUCAAUACAGUUAGAGUUGUAUCUUGAAACCUUUUAUAGGUUACCUAAUAAUGGUUGCAUAUUUUACGUUUAAAAACUAGAAAUAUUCAAGAUCACAGUGUCAUUGGAGUCUUUAAAGGUGUGCUGUUGACCGUAACACAAAAGAUAAACGCAAUUACACUAGACACGUGUUAGAGAGACACAGUCUGUCGGUCGACUAUCACGUUGGACGUCUAAAGUGCUUGCUGGUUUGUUGGAAACCCAGCAUAGAGCGCUGCGAGAACAGUCGACCAAAUGGAGGUGACUCGAAAAUGCUUCUCGCUUCCGCAAAAGAGAAAACGUUUUACUGCUACUUCUAAUCAAGCACAUGAUUAAGGGCA
Molecule: messenger RNA, 1927 nt
Organism: Phaeodactylum tricornutum CCAP 1055/1
Lineage: Eukaryota; Bacillariophyta; Bacillariophyceae; Surirellales; Neidiaceae
Exons: 2
Coding region: 17-1069 (350 amino acids)
Source: RefSeq, a predicted model, not a curated record